Myzus persicae (green peach aphid) is the source of this 3035-nucleotide messenger RNA. RefSeq names its product methyl-CpG-binding domain-containing protein 10-like. NCBI's taxonomy places the organism in Eukaryota, Metazoa, Arthropoda, Insecta, Hemiptera, Aphididae. The transcript has 3 exons. The record is from RefSeq and is a predicted model, not a curated record. Bases 525 to 1490 code for a protein of 321 amino acids.
GCUCGAGCCGUGUGAGUUUCGUUCAGUGUUGUUUUACUAUCAAUCCCAAGCAGCUCUUCGAAUAAGCGGCAUUCGGUAGUUGUAGCGGCAGUCCGUACUCCGUUUUGUGUUUAACCACUAGUCGACCAUACGCGUCUUUUCGCCGAGCGUCCAUCGUAAUUGCAUUCGUUUUGCUGUCCCGUCAUCGUCGUUCAAUAUUCUUUCGUCCGUCGUUGCCGCCGACGCCACUGCCGCCGCCGCCGCUUGCUAUUCGCCCCGGCUCGCAACAUCAUCCGUAUCGCACGUGUUGUACGCGACCAAAUCGUCGCCGUCGUCGUCCUUCCCCCCUCCUCACACUGUGCGGCAGUGUAGUAGUAGGAAGUAACCGAAGCAGCAGCGUUGUCACAGCUAUCGCGGACGCGAUUACCGCCGAAACGGUCAACCGCGGACAAGAAACAGUCCCGCCGACGACGAGUUGCAUUUGUUCUUGCGUGCAUCAAGACUUCGUAUAAUAUCUUCCGCUGACUUACCGCGUACCAUACAAAAUGGAUCAAGAAGGUAAUAAUGGCCGAAGAAGGAGCUCAAGGUUGGCUGCUAGAGGCAUAGUGACUACACCGAAACCUGAAAUUAUUGUUAAAAAGACAGUGAAGAGUUCUGAAAAACCUAAACGAUCAAAACGUAAGACAACUGAAGAAACAAUUGAAUUGCCUGAAGCUAAAAAAACUAAAACUGAGGAUAAGACAUCGUCUGAUGAGAUUGACAACCCAGACAAAAAUACUAACAAUGUUGAUAAGGUAGAUGAAAAUGAUAUCUCUGGUAUUUCACCAAUGGAUGUUGACAAUGUUGAAGAAACCAAUGUGUCACCUCCCCUUGAUGUAGAGAAAAAAGAUUUACCAACAGUUGAGGAAAAGACUGAAGUACCGCUUGAAGAUUCCAAGGAUCAAGAGGAUGUUGAAAAACUUCCAGUCGCUAAUGAUGAAAAAGAAAAGGAUACUAAGCCAGUUGAAGCUAAAGAUGAAAAAUCUGAAAUUACAGAAGAACUGAUUAAAGUUAAAGAUUCUGAAAUAACCGAACCGUCUGUGAAUGAUGUAGUUAAAGAUGAGCCUAAACAAGAACCAGUAGUAUUGGAAAAUACCAAUGGAAAAAGUGAUGAAAAAGAAAAAAUUGAAUCAGUGGAAGAAAUUGUGAAUAAUGAUAUUGGAUUCUGUGUAGCAACUAAAGAUGUUGUCACCCCAAAUGGUGAUACUGAAGAACAAGUCAAGUCUACAAAUGGUGAUGAAUCAAUCGCGGUAAUAGAGGCAAUAGAACCUAUCAAAGUUCUCCACGUUGAAACAGAUUUUAAAGCUGUAACUGCUACCACUGCCAUCACCACCAACAAUGAUGCACCGGUUAUUGGACAAGUUGAAAAGGAGCUAGAUAAAGCUGCUGACAAUGUUGUCGAUAAUAAUAUUAAUGCAUCAGCUGAUGACAAUGCACCAAAAGUGGACCAGUUAUCAACAGUUGUGUCCUAAUUUUUGCCAUUAUUCGUUUUAUAAUGAAGAACAUUUAGACUUACAUUGACUUUCUACUGAUAAUAUAUUAUAACCGUGCUCAGUAGUUAACAUAUUCUUACUUUGUUUCUUUCCUUUACAUUAUAUACAAUUUUUAUAAAUAAGAAUUGUAGUAAAUAUUUGGAAAUAUAUAUGUUAAUUGUACUUUGCCAAAAGGCCAUCACGAAAACUCAUCAUUUUUUUUUAUGUAGAAUUUAUACAAAAUUUAUGUUGAAAAAUUACUUAUAAUUUAUAGUAUUAAAAAAAUUUAAAUUGUAUUUAUAUAACUAAAAAAAAAGAAUAAAAUAAUUUUGGUACUUAUAUUUUAAGCAUAUUUUUGGUUUGUAUGUAUAAUGUUGUCAUUGUUUAUUUUUUUAUUUAAUGAAAAACUUAAUUCUUCAUUUAAUGACAUUUCGAAUUGUAAAAUGAAUACUGUUGUCAGUUUUCAUAAUUUGCAAAUUACACGGUGGUAAUUUUAUUGAUAAAUAUUGAUAAAUUGCUAAAAAGUUAAUCAUUAAUAUUAAAAAUAAACAACUCAAAAUGUACUGCUGAUUAAUUUAUUUUAAUUAUUUGAGCAAUCAUUUUAUAAUUUAUCAUACAAGACGUGUAAAUAAUUCAAAUUGUAUAAGUAAGCAACAAUUUCAAUUUUAUUUAGGAAUUAUUAGUGAAGUAUCUUAUAUUAGAAGUGUUUUUCUUUUUAAAUUAUUAAAUAAAUUAUCAUAAUAUUCAGUGUUUUUUUUUCUGUACAAAAAGUUUAAAUUUUAUUUAAUAUGGAUGUGUUUGUACUUUUUGUUUGAAAUAUUAUUUAUAAAACAUUUUUUGUUGUGAUCUUGAAAAUGUGAGUGUUAAUGUCUUAUUUUAAAAUCUAUAUAUUUUUACCUCUUUCUAUAUUAUUGUUUUACCAAUUUAAUACUGAUGUGGAACCUAAGGAAAGGUACCUUAGAUAUUGUAUUCUUAAAUAUUAAAAAUAUAUUUGAUGUAAAGUGGUAGACAUUCAUAAAUUUGUUUUUUAAAUGUAUAAAGUUCAAGCAAUAUUUUGAAAGUUUAUUUUAAUUGAACUUUUUACUGUGCUCAUAGUACAUGUACUGAAAUUCUAUGGAUUUCUAAUCUGUAAUGUGUAUAGUGGUGAUUCUAUCCAAAAAAUUCUGUAUUCCUUUAUGAAAAAUCAAUGUUUCAUCAAGCAAAUCAGUUUUAAAAAUUUAUUUAGAAUUUAAUUAUUUUUUAUUUAAAAUGCAUUUAUUUUCAGAUAUACUCAAUUUAAAUUUUACUACAUGUGUAUUCAAAAAUCAUUUAUAAUCAAUAGUUGGUUAUUAACUACUAUUAAUUCUCUACUACCAGUAAUAAAUAAUGUAAUUCAAAUUAAUAAGUUUAAUACUUAUUAAAUUCAUAUUUUACAUAAACCUGUGCUCUCCUGCAUAUGUGUGGGUUAUGGAACUAAUAGUAUUGUUAAAUAUAAUUAAUUGCAUUGAUUUUACUUGACAAUACUUUUUGUAUGAUUGCUAUUAAAAUGUAUUUUGUUCAUAUUUA